AUGCCCGCAGAGAAGCUCUUCAAGUUCCUCGACUUGUACGAAACUCUCCGCGAUCUUGGACCAGAGAUCGAGAAUCUCUCCUCCACCAUAAAAUCAGAGAUCUACGAGACGAUCAUUCGGUUAGGACAAGCAGCCGUCUCUAUGUUUUGUGAUCUUGAAAACUCGAUAAGGCGUGACGUUAGUAGGACUCCGGUUCCAAGCGGCGCCGUCCACCCUUUGACACGAUACACCAUGAAUUACCUUAAGUAUGCAUGUGAGUAUAAAGACACCCUCGAGCAGGUAUUUUUACAGAAGCAGAAAACUGACGGAGAGAAUUGGGAAUCAUCAUCUUCCAAAUCGGACGACUCUAGAUCCAAAUCUAGGUCGGGGUCUGCCGGAGGAGCGAAUGAAGACGGGACACCAAAAACAUCACCAUUUUCGGUUCAAUUAAACACGGUGAUGGAUCUUCUUGAUGAAAAUCUAGAGAUGAAAUCAAAUUUAUACAAAGAUCCCGCAUUGAGGAACAUUUUUCUCAUGAAUAACGGCAGGUACAUCUUGCAAAAGAUCAAGAGUUCGACAGAGAUUCACGACAUGAUGGGAGUGACGUGGUGCCGAAGACGGUCGUCUGAUCUCAGAAAGUACCAUAAAGGGUAUACUAGAGAGACUUGGGGUAGAGUUUUGCAAUGUUUGAAGCAUGAUGGGAUUCAAGUAAAUGGGAAAAUGGCGAAGGCAGUGGUCAAGGAGAGGUUCAAAAUGUUUAAUAAUGCAAUCGAGGAGAUACACAAAACCCAAAGUACAUGGGUGGUGAGCGACGAACAAAUGCAGUCUGAGCUACGGGUGUCAGUGUCAGCGGUGGUUAUUCCAGCAUACAGGUCGUUUCUAGGGAGGUUUCAACAAUGUUUGACGCAUGGGAGACAAACGGAAAAGUAUAUAAAGUAUCAGCCAGAGGAUAUUGAAAACUUGAUUGAAGGUUUGUUUGAUGGGAACCCAACCUCCAUGACGAGGAAGAAGUCAUAAGUGACAAUGAGAAAAGGUUUGAGGGGGGAAGGGAAAUUGCACAUUUGUGAAAGAUGAGGUAUAUAAGUAUAAAAUGUGAUGAGGAACAUAGGUUUGACGCCAUUUGUUAAGAAAGAAUUAUGAAUGGUUUUUUUGUUGUUUUCCUUUUAUCUUUUAAUUUUGUGUUUUAUUGUGCGUGAUUUUUGGAGGUUUGAACGUGAUGGACUGACCAUGUACUGUAAGUAUAAGAAGAAGCAAGCAAAACAAAUGUUGUUCAGUAUAUACAUGUACUAAUUGUCUAAUUCAGUAUCAAUAGCGUUUAAUACUUUUCUCUUCUUAUUUUUUAGCAUCCCAGUCAUUUUCUUAACCAAGUUAUUGUAAUUUUUUUGUCUAUUCUCGCAUGAUUUAGUUUUAGGAACAUCAUGGUGACUCCUUGAGAGGUCACCCAUCUCAGCACUGCUCCACCAUGAGCUCAUUAAUUUCACAGUGCUUAUAGUAACUCAUCUGUUUCACCCGAAAAUGCAUAUUGUAAGU
Molecule: messenger RNA, 1509 nt
Organism: Linum tenue
Lineage: Eukaryota; Viridiplantae; Streptophyta; Magnoliopsida; Malpighiales; Linaceae
Source: the annotation of a GenBank genome assembly